GUGCGGUAGUGUGGCCCGGCGCUCGUCGUUGUGCAUACCGCGCUGCUGCCGCCGUGUGAGAGAAUCUGUUCACGGGUUGAAUCGGGCGCAAAAACAAGCCGACGACAAUGCCAACGCGGUGGUUGUUGUUGUUCACCUGAUCGCUGCGUGUGCGUACGAUCCUUUAAUCUUGUUGUGAUAUGAUAAUAUAGUGUGAUACAAAGUUCAAAGUUUGAGUUGCGGGUGUGUGCGUGUGGCACAUAUUUCUUGUGAAGCGCGUUGUCAACACAGCCGCCAAGGUGGAUAUGUACUCGUUUGCGGGGGGCGGCCCCCCACACUAUGCGCCGCCACCAACGUAUCUUCAACCGCCGCCUCCGCCACCGCAUCAUUCGCAAGUGCCGCCGAUGCCCAUGCCGCCGGAUGCGCCUAUGCCGGUCGCGCAUUAUUCGAAACGACGAAGGUCAGAUGAGGACGACCCGAGUGGAGGCAAAUACGCAAGAAUGGAAGACGACAGUAUUCAGGACAAGGAGCGCUUUGCCAGUAGGGAGAAUCAUUGCGAAAUCGAAAGGCGGCGGCGGAACAAGAUGACGGCCUACAUCACCGAAUUGUCCGAUAUGGUUCCGACGUGCAGUGCGCUCGCGCGGAAGCCGGACAAACUGACCAUUCUGCGGAUGGCCGUCGCCCACAUGAAGGCCCUGCGAGGGACUGGAAAUACCGGCACGGAUGGCGCCUUCAAGCCGUCGUUCCUAACCGAUCAAGAACUAAAGCAUCUCAUCCUAGAGGCGGCCGACGGCUUCCUAUUUGUUGUCAGCUGCGAUACGGGGCGAGUUAUUUACGUCUCCGAUUCGGUGGCACCCGUCCUCAAUUAUACGCAGAGCGACUGGUACGGUUCCUGCAUGUACGACAACAUUCAUCCCGAAGAUGUAGAAAAGGUGCGGGAGCAGCUCUCUACGCAAGAGCCGCAGAACACCGGCAGGAUAUUGGAUCUCAAGACUGGUACUGUCAAAAGGGAAGGACACCAAGCCUCGAUGCGUUUGUGUAUGGGUUCAAGGCGAGGUUUUAUCUGUCGGAUGAAAGUGGGUAACAUUGCGGCGGAUAACAUGGCGGUUGGACAUUUGAAUCGACUGAAACAACGUAACAGUUUGGGUCCGACGAGGGACGGUCAGCAUUAUGCGGUGGUGCAUUGCACCGGAUACAUCAAGAAUUGGCCACCGGCUGAAAUGUUUAGUGGUAGUCAGCCUGACGAUGAUCACCAUUCAUCGCAUUGUUGUCUAGUGGCUAUCGGGCGUCUGCAAAUCACUUCGAUGCCUAACUCCAAUGAGCUUUCCGGCUCCAACAGCAAUGCGGAGUUUAUAUCGCGUCAUUCCUCAGACGGGAAGUUUAGUUUUGUGGACCAGCGUGUCAUUGGACUGCUAGGAUAUGCACCGCCUGAACUGCUGGGCAAGAGUUGUUUUGAGUUUUUCCACCCGGAAGACCAAACACACAUGAAGGAUAGCUUUGAACAAGUUCUAAAAUUGAAUGGUCAGGUGCUAUCGGUAAUGUACAGAUUCCGAGCCAAGAAUAGAGAAUGGGUUUGGUUGCGCACGUCAGCGUUUGCCUUCUUGAAUCCGCACACGGGUGACGUGGAGUACAUAGUAUGCACGAAUUCCACAGCCAAAGCCUUGCACUCCACUGGUGAAGCACCUUUGGAGCAAAAGGAGCAGGUGCCGUAUCAGCAACCCGGGUUGGAUUACAGUCUGCAGCGACGCGAUACGGGCUUAUACCCGCAACAUAUGCUCCCAGCGACGCAUAUACAAACACCUCAACAAGUGCCGAGACCCAGCAGCGGGCAGAAUGUGUACAGCAACUACGAACCAACGCAGUCUCCGAUUGCCUACGGGUCGCCGUCGCAGGCAAGCGCCACCAGCAGUAGUGCCGUGCUUGGUAGGAUAGCGAAGGGCACGACGACGAGUCCGACGCCUGCUGCGGCGCCGUGGAACAUUCGGCAGCCGCAAGCCGCGCCCGAGGGUUACCAGUACAAUCAACCAAGCCCGCGGUCUCCUGGUCCCACAUACACUCAACUUGGAGGCGGCGCACGAGCGCCAACCACCGCCGCUGCCUACCAGUGGGCGUGGCAGGGACAGGCCAGUCAGGGCUCGGAUUCUGGUGGGCCGGGUUCAAGCGCAGCCGGCCCACCCCAACAAGCCCAACCGCAUGAGCUCAACGACAUGCUGCAGAUGCUCGACCAGACCGGCGGUGCCGCCUUUGAGGACCUGCAGAUUUUUAACACCAACUUCGAGUAGCUUGCGUUACUACUUAGCAUACUUCCCUCCUUUCUCAUUUCUUCCGACAAAGGUUUCUUUUUUAUUAUAUAUAUACGUACAAAUUUUGUAAUAUAUUUUAUGAUUUGCAACUCGGACGUGAGUGAGGAUCAGCGCCGAUCACUCAUAAUGGGAGUAAUGCCAUUUUAUUAUUUAUCUUAAAUUAAAAACGAGCGCGCGCGCGCGGAGGAAAUCGUGUAAAUGAAUUAAUCGUCGAGUGGUGCGUUCCCUCCCAUAUUGGGAUCUUAUCUCUGAUAAAAACAAAAACAACAAACACAUUAUGGACACAAGCAGACAGAUGCAGUAAUGAAUGGACACAACUGUAUUUUGUAUGAUAGUGGUGAAAUAAUUUUAAAGACUUGAGCUGUUUGUUACUGUUGUUGUGGCGUCCAGAUUGUAUAGCUUAAGUCUGUAGUGUAUUGCUAAAUUAUAGUUAGAAUGUAUACUCAAUAACUUUAUUUUCGACAACAACAACAAACAAAAACGAUGUUAAAGCAACUAUAUGUACUCGCAGAAACAUAUAGCCUUGCUUUAUUCUGAUUUUGGUACUAAGUGUGUGUUUUAAAAUUUUGCUUUAAUCUCAACUCAUUUACGAACCGAUUUUGGUCAUCAUUUUGACGAAAGCACAAGGCACCCCCCUAUUUUUAGUAAGUAAAAUUUGACGAUUUUAAACAAAAAUUAUUUUAAUCAUAUUUAAAAGUCAAUAAAUUAAUUAUAUCUGA
Messenger RNA from Dalotia coriaria, 3001 nucleotides. RefSeq names its product Aryl hydrocarbon receptor nuclear translocator homolog tgo (gene tgo). The record is from RefSeq and is a predicted model, not a curated record. Lineage: Eukaryota; Metazoa; Arthropoda; Insecta; Coleoptera; Staphylinidae. Gene Ontology annotation, biological process: regulation of transcription by RNA polymerase II. Bases 285 to 2261 code for a protein of 658 amino acids. Gene Ontology annotation, molecular function: protein dimerization activity; DNA-binding transcription factor activity, RNA polymerase II-specific; RNA polymerase II cis-regulatory region sequence-specific DNA binding. Gene Ontology annotation, cellular component: nucleus; cytoplasm; transcription regulator complex. The transcript has 7 exons.